AUGAACAAUCGGAGAAACAAAUCAAGAAAAGUAAAUUCUUAUUUUGGAGUGGCUAUGAAGGAUGAUUCCCGGAGACUUCUGGAAAGCUUCAACUCUGACGAAAAAGAGCACACACUCACGAAAAGUAAAGCAGAACCCUAUACCUCAAAAGAGGAAAUGGUGCUGGAGGAAAGUGAGUCUCCUCUGAACAGUAACGUCACGGCAUUUGCAUUAAAGGCAAAAGUGAUCUAUCCCAUCAAUCAGAAAUUUAGGCCUUUGGCAGAUGGGUCAUCCAAUCCAUCUUUGCAUGAGAAUCCAAAGCAGGCGGUUCUGCCUAAUCAGGUCAUGGAGACAUCUACGUCAGGCAGCCUGGGAUCCCUGAGCCAGGGAGACAAAGAGGACUGCAGUUCCUCCACGACAAUACAUUCCACAACAAGCGAUGACAGAUUUCAGGCUCGAGCCUUCCUCAAGGUGGCCAGCUUCCCUGAAGUGCUAAUGUGUGAGAGUUUUGAUGUUAAGCUCUGCCUUUGCAGUCUUAUUUUAAAAGAUCUCAUGCUUCUUGAUACUGAACUCAGAAAAGAAAAACAUGUGAUGUUUAUGCAGGUUCUCAAAGUAUACCUCACAGACUUUUAUCAUAAAAAGAAGAUUACUGAUGAUUUGUUCAAGAAGAUCCUUUUAAUUCAGGAAAAUGAUUUUGAAGAAUUACAGAAACAACUUGACUCUAGACUCCAGAAUACUGAGAUGUCAGGAGCCCAUAAUUCAGAGUACCAGACUCUAGAAGACUUAGAGAGGAAAGAAAGGGAAUAUUCUGAGCACGUAAUAGAUAAUAUGGAAGCUUUCUGGAAGCAGACUGACAAAGCCCAACAGGCUUUUUUGGACCAAUCAAAAUGCUCAAGUGCCAAAGCAACAAAGAUAAUGAUGGAUCUGACCAAGAAGAUGAUUGCAGUAGAAAGCUUAUUAAGUGAAUCUCAAGAUUUGCAGGCAAUGGACAUUCAGGAAAGGUUAUUCAACUGGGAGCUUAUGGUAAAAAUGAUUGAUUUGCUGAAGGCCUAUAUACCAGAAGAGUGCAAGUGUAGAUUAAAUAUUGUAUCAAAUAUUCUGGACCAUUUAACUGUAAAGAAUAAUCUCUCAGUCCGACAAAAGGAAGAACUUUUAACGGAUCUCCACAAGGCCUUCUGGGAACAGCUGGCACAUUUCAGUAAUGAAUGUAUCCAGCAAAGUAAAGACCUGAUCUUGAAACGACUGGAGUGCCGUGCAAAGAAGAGAGAAGAGUUCAAACACAGACAGAAGGCUGAACAAGGGAGUCUCCUCAGUAAAACUUUUCAUAUUGAAGAUGUUCAUGAUUUUCUUAAGGCUUACCAUGAGCUGUUAGAGAAGCAUCGGCGAGCACAGUGGGAACUGGAGGAGGAGGAUGACUGUGAGAGCACAGAGGCUGUUGCAGAUCUCUACAAGGAACUGUACUCUAAAGCUUGCCAUGCUUUAGCGGAGUUGGUGACGAAGCUGUUUCUUCGGACCCUGCCUGUUGUGACCGGCCUCUCUGUAAGCGAAUGUGAGCUUCUGAAAGAGGAAUGGCAGGAGAAUUUGGUCCCUCAGCUGGAGAAAUGGGAGACCCCACGCCAGAGACGCUGGAAGCUUUUCCAGGAACAGCUAUUGCAAGAAAAAAAACUAUGGAUGAAGGAAUAUGCUCUGUCUGCUGUGAUGCAAAAGCAUCUGUCUGAGAAACAAGAGAAGAUAAUUCAAGGUGUCAUAAGCAGACUAGGAUGCCUCAGUGAUGAGUCUGUUAACUAUAUAUUGCAAAAACACCGACUUCUGCUGUGUUCAGUACUCACAAGGUUAACCCUCCGAAGAGUUGGAAUGGCAGCCCUGGCGCGCAUGAGAAUGUCCAGAAAGAAGAGCUUGCUUCAGGAACUGAGAGAGCAACAUACCCUGCAGAAGGGAUCCUCCCCCUGCCAAGAUGAGGACCAGUGGCAGCUACAGAAGGCAGUGGAGUCCCACAUUCUGGAAGAGGAGGAGAAGCUCGAGGAAGAAACGCAGCAAACCCAUUUAGAAUUUCACCAGCAGCUCGUCACAGAAAUUCAAGAAGCUCUUCAGUUUCUUCAGCAGCACAUGGAGCAGGUGAUUGGGCGGACACUGCUGCAGCAUGCCCGACGGGAAGCUGGAAAAAAGAGUUCAGAUGAUGGACAGGACUUCAAGGAGAGAUUGGUGGAAGCCGCUGUAGAAAGUGUGUAUGGGACCAGCAAUAAUAUCAAUAGACUGGUGCAAAAUUACUAUCAGCAGAUAGGAAAAAUCACAGAAGGCUAUGAAGGGAAAAAGCUUCAACAAUUGAAAUCCUUACAAGCAGAAAGAGGUGAAAGAAACAGACUUAGGAAGAAACAAGAGAAUGAGCUGGCAUUGAAAGAAAAACAGACCAAAGGCCUCCUGAACAUAUCAUCCACAGUCCAUCAAAGGAUGGUGCUGCAGCAAAAGAAGGUUUUGGCUCAGUUUGAACUGCAGCAGCAAAUUCGUCUGGAGUCUCUGAAACAGAAGCUGCUGGGAUUGCAUCACCUAGAAACUGAGUUGGAGAAUCAGCUAAAGGAAGCAGAGCAGGACUUUGUGAGCGACUUGGCUACGCUAGCCCGAGUUCCCGUGGCUGUGAAGAAGCAGCCUUCCAAAAGGAGCAAGCCAACAGCGGAAAAAACAAACUCAAAAAGAAAGAGCUUUCAGUCACCAGAAUCAGAAGACAAAGAUAAUUCUCAUGAAAAUAUUCAGGAGCCCCCUGGACUGACUUCUGGCUUAUGCAGAGAGAGGUUACAGAGUCCACAUGAAGGGGAGACUGAACCAAGUAAAAACUCAAAGAUGCUAAAAAAAAGAGGCAACAGGUAGUAAAAGCAUUUAUGUGAGCUGUCUGAACACAGAGUACCAAACCAUUCUUCUGGGGAAUAUCAGCAGCUAUAAAUACUUACUGAGCUGCUUUACUGAGGAACAACGAAGAACAUCAAUAAUAACCGAGAAAUCUUCUUUAGCUACAAGACCAAGAAUCAAUCCCAUGUUCCUUUAGCUGAUAAUAAAGCAUUCCCACAUGGUUUUGGUGAGGGGGAACAAGGAAUUCUCUAAUAUAAGCUCUUCCAGGUCGCUUGGGGAAUGUGGAGGGGAGAUAGUUUUAGAUUAGGAAUAUCCCUGAGGAAAGUGCACUGAUAGCAGAACAGAUCAACACUAGGCUGGUGCCCAGGUCGAUGCAUCUCAAUAAGGUUUCAUUAUAAUAGUGAUGUGCCGUUGGCUUUUGAGCCCUAAAUGUGGUAGAUCAGGUCUUAAUAUUUUGUGAUUACUGCUUUGAAGUAACAAAAAUAUAUAGAAAUGUAAAGAAUACAUAAACAGACUUCAUUCAGAUGGUAUUGGUACGUCAAAAGAUUAAAUUUGGUCUCUUUUGUUAUAUUUUAUUGCUUCCUAGGC
This is a messenger RNA of Pygoscelis adeliae (Adelie penguin), 3408 nucleotides long. It is a transcript of the gene EVC, whose product is annotated as Ellis van Creveld syndrome. Gene Ontology annotation, biological process: smoothened signaling pathway. Lineage: Eukaryota; Metazoa; Chordata; Aves; Sphenisciformes; Spheniscidae. The transcript has 21 exons. The coding region runs from base 1 to 2841 and encodes 946 amino acids. The record is from RefSeq and is a predicted model, not a curated record.